Messenger RNA from Hemicordylus capensis (graceful crag lizard), 5844 nucleotides. RefSeq names its product potassium voltage-gated channel subfamily H member 1 (gene KCNH1). The record is from RefSeq and is a predicted model, not a curated record. Gene Ontology annotation, biological process: regulation of membrane potential; potassium ion transmembrane transport. Gene Ontology annotation, molecular function: delayed rectifier potassium channel activity. Gene Ontology annotation, cellular component: membrane. Lineage: Eukaryota; Metazoa; Chordata; Lepidosauria; Squamata; Cordylidae. The transcript is spliced from 12 exons. Bases 204 to 3068 code for a protein of 954 amino acids.
AGCAGAGGGCGCUGCCAGACAGGUCCAGGCCGGGUGGCGCGGAGCAGCAGCAGGGAUGCAGCGCAAGGGAGGGCGAGGGAGGUUUGGAGGAGCUGAUGCUGCAAAGCCGCCCGUCUCCCGGUGGGGACCAUGAGGAGUGCAGAGCGGGAAGAAGAGGCAGCGCUUAGCUUCGCCCGGCCCCGGUGAAGCUGCCGCGCUUGACUAUGGCUGGGGGAAGGCGAGGGCUGGUGGCUCCCCAGAAUACCUUCUUGGAGAACAUCGUGCGGCGAUCUAACGAUACAAAUUUUGUCCUGGGUAAUGCCCAGAUAGUGGAUUGGCCUAUUGUGUACAGCAAUGACGGAUUUUGCAAGCUCUCAGGAUACCACAGAGCAGAAGUUAUGCAAAAAAGCAGCACCUGCAGUUUUAUGUAUGGAGAGCUGACAGACAAAGAAACAAUUGACAAAGUCCGGCAAACAUUUGAAAAUUACGAGAUGAACUCCUUUGAAAUCUUGAUGUAUAAAAAGAACAGGACACCUGUUUGGUUCUUUGUGAAAAUUGCUCCAAUUCGAAAUGAACAGGAUAAAGUAGUUUUGUUUCUUUGCACUUUCAGUGACAUAACUGCUUUCAAACAGCCUAUUGAGGAUGAUUCCUGCAAAGGCUGGGGAAAGUUUGCUCGCUUAACACGUGCACUCACAAGCAGUCGGGGAGUCCUGCAGCAGCUUGCUCCAAGUGUACAAAAAGGAGAGAACGUGCAUAAGCAUUCCCGACUUGCUGAGGUACUGCAGUUGGGCUCUGAAAUCCUCCCCCAGUACAAGCAAGAGGCACCAAAGACCCCUCCGCAUAUCAUUUUACAUUACUGUGUUUUCAAGACCACUUGGGAUUGGGUCAUCCUGAUUUUAACUUUCUACACAGCAAUUUUGGUCCCUUACAAUGUCUCCUUUAAAACCAAACAAAACAACGUGGCCUGGCUGGUAGUGGACAGCAUCGUUGAUGUCAUUUUUCUGGUAGACAUUGUGCUUAAUUUCCAUACCACUUUUGUUGGGCCAGCUGGAGAGGUGAUCUCUGACCCAAAGUUGAUCCGCAUGAACUACUUGAAGACAUGGUUUGUCAUUGACCUUUUGUCCUGCUUGCCAUACGAUGUCAUCAACGCUUUUGAAAAUGUUGAUGAGGGGAUCAGUAGUCUGUUCAGCUCCCUUAAAGUAGUCAGGCUGCUUCGACUGGGUCGUGUGGCUCGAAAACUGGACCAUUAUAUUGAAUAUGGAGCAGCUGUCUUGGUUCUGUUGGUCUGCGUCUUUGGUCUUGCAGCCCACUGGUUGGCCUGCAUUUGGUACAGUAUCGGGGACUACGAAGUUAUCAAUGAGGAUACAAACAAAAUAAGAAACGAAAGUUGGCUUUACCAGCUGGGGGAAUCCAUAGGAUCACCUUAUCAGUUUAACAAGACAGGAACUGGAAGAUGGGAAGGAGGACCGAGCAAGGAUUCUGUUUAUAUAUCUUCGUUAUACUUUACAAUGACUAGUCUUACAAGUGUUGGAUUUGGGAACAUUGCACCGACCACCGAUGGAGAGAAAAUCUUUGCUGUUGCUAUGAUGAUGAUUGGCUCUCUGCUAUAUGCAACCAUUUUUGGUAAUGUGACAACUAUCUUCCAGCAAAUGUAUGCUAACACAAAUAGAUACCAUGAAAUGCUGAACAGUGUCCGGGACUUCCUGAAACUUUACCAAGUGCCCAAAGGCCUGAGUGAACGUGUGAUGGAUUACAUCGUUUCUACCUGGUCAAUGUCCAGGGGCAUAGAUACUGAAAAGGUUUUACAGAUUUGCCCUAAGGAUAUGCGAGCAGACAUCUGUGUUCAUCUGAAUCGGAAAGUUUUUAAGGAGCAUCCUGCAUUCAGAUUAGCUAGUGAUGGGUGUCUGCGAGCUCUAGCCAUGGAAUUUCAGACUGUGCACUGUGCUCCCGGGGAUCUCAUUUAUCAUGCUGGAGAAAGUGUGGACAAUCUUUGCUUUGUGGUUUCGGGAUCUUUGGAAGUCAUCCAGGAUGAUGAAGUGGUUGCAAUUCUGGGUAAAGGAGAUGUUUUUGGUGAUGUCUUCUGGAAAGAAACCACCCUUGCCCAAUCCUGUGCUAAUGUAAGGGCUUUGACUUACUGUGACCUUCAUGUGAUCAAAAGGGAUGCCUUACAGAAAGUCCUUGAGUUCUACACAGCCUUUUCACACUCCUUCUCAAGGAACCUCAUCCUGACCUACAACUUGAGGAAAAGGAUUGUAUUCCGGAAGAUCAGUGAUGUCAAACGAGAAGAAGAGGAGAGGAUGAAAAGGAAGAAUGAGGCGCCUUUAGUCCUGCCACCUGACCACCCCGUCCGUCGGCUUUUUCAAAGAUUCAGGCAGCAGAAGGAGGCCCGGUUAGCAGCAGAAAGAGGCAGAGAUGACCUAGAUGUGGAAAAAGGCAACAUUCUGGGAGACCAUGCUUCACGUACAGUUGUCAAAGCCAGCAUUGUUACUGUCAGGGAGAGCCCUGCUACGCCGAUUGCCUAUCAGUCUGCUUCGACAUCUGGAGUGUCCGACAAUGCCAGACUCCAAGCCCCUGCCUCAGACUAUGCAGGGGGGAAAGUGGCAGGGGACCUUCCCAAGCGGAAAGGAUGGGCAAAAUUUAAAGACGCCUGUGCGAAAGGAGAAGACUGGAACAAGGUGUCCAAGGCCGAAUCCAUGGAAACGCUGCCGGAGCGAACGAAAGCCGCAGGAGAGGCCACCCUGAAGAAGACAGACUCCUGUGACAGCGGCAUCACAAAGAGCGACCUGCGCUUGGACAAUGUCGGGGAGACGAGGAGUCCUCAGGACCGAAGUCCCGUCCUAGCAGAAGUCAAACAUUCUUUCUACCCUAUCCCUGAACAGACUCUUCAGGCAACGAUGCUGGAAGUGAAACAUGAACUGAAGGAGGACAUCAAAGCUUUGAACACAAAAAUGACCAAUAUAGAAAAGCAGCUUGCUGAGAUACUAAGGAUAUUAGCCUCUAGAAGAAGCUCCCAGUCACCGCAGGAGUUGUAUGAAAUAUCAAGACCCCAAUCUCCAGAAUCAGAAAAAGACAUUUUUGGAGCAAGCUGAAGGGUUUCUUUAGAAUGGAAAUUAAACCGAAUAUCCCCACAAACACAAUCCAACACCACCACGUAACAUUUUUUAAACAAAACAUGUAAUCUUUUCUUGAUGAACACCAUUGAGGGGCUAAGCCCAAUAAGCAUGCCCCCCCUCUCUAAAUGGUACAGUAACAGGAAUUGGAACCUCAUGUCAAGAUGGCAGCUGACUCUGAAGUCGUUUUGACAGCAAGGCGCUGUCCUGAUUUUCCAGAGAACAUCCAGUUUAACAGCUACGAAGGUGAUGUUCUACUCCUACAGUACUUCACUGUAAUGAAUCGAAAGAGCUAUUUGCUGUGAACAUCCCUGGUGAUUUUUUGUCUCCUUGUUUUGACUCAGUGUAGAGUUUGGCAUGGAACCAUUUCAAAUAUUUGAUUUUUUAUUUUUAUAUUGAUUAAUGUGUGUACAUGAGUAUACAGCUACAUGACACGUGUAUGUAUUAGUUCAGUUUGUAACUGGUGUAUCGGACAAUUAACAGCAUAUCCAUCACUUUGCAAACAAGGUAUCAAAAAGUUAACAGGCGCCUUCCCCCAGUGGAAAAAUUUGUUGUGCUGGUCCAGUUCAGUAUGAGGUUUGUGUUCAUCUCAGUGGAUUGUUGUGUUUCAUUUCUUUGUUAUUGCUAAUAUUUCUACAGUAGAUUUUGACUGAGUUGUAAUUGUGCAGCUGGGAUAUAGCCUAACAAGUAUUGAGAAAGUCAGAAACCAUACGCAAACAUCACAGAGACGUGUUCUAAAUCAUUCAACCUAAAUAAGGAUGUGAUUCAUAUUUAAUCAUUGAGGAACACAAGCGUAGCCUUAUAAGGCAAGGACAACGAUCUGUGCGCAGGGGGAGAUAUAUAUGUGGACAUGUUACUAAGCAUGCAGCAUGGAUCCCAACUGUACCUUGGGAUCAAAAGGUGGAUAAAAGGUUUAUCUAGUACCAAGGAUAAAAAGGUGGUGGUGGGAGAACUUUGUAUGCUGUCCUAAGGAGGAAUGACAAGAUUUUUAAAUAUAUAAUUUCUUAAAAAUCACUGUAUUUCUAUAGAGCAGUGUUGAUCUGUAAACAGAUAUUCACUAGGGCAGCUUGGUUUCUCACUGCUAUCACAAGUCACCCUAAGGUGUUUAUUAUGCUGCCCUUCACAUAAAGCAGAACCUCUUUGGGUGCUGUUGUUUCUAGAUACCCCCCGCCAGUGCUGUUUCUUCUUUCCCAUCUUAGCAUAACUGCACUUUUGCCACGGUGGCUGCUGACCUCUUGACUUCCGCACAGGGGAAGUCAGUAAGGGAAAGCAACCUCCAAGGGCCAGAGAGGCAAUAAGCAAUCAUCUGCACUUUGAAGUAAUAAUAAGCAUUUCAAAGACAGUGAUCCUCACUGGGACAGUUCCAGAAAUAUAAUGUGAGUUAUGUAAGCAAUGCUGUCAUUACAGUAUCUUUGAUCUGACUUUUUCCGAGCCACAUUGUAGUGGCAACGACUGAUUCAAGCGAAGUAAAAAUAUAGCUUCCUGCAAUAAGAUAUUUUAACAAUUUAGCCUUAAGACCCUUUCCAUAAGCGAUAGAAUUGAAACUCUGAUGUUGUUGUGGGCCCCCUUUAUCAUGUUCUGCAUAGUACUUACUACGGUAUUGCCUCGAGAUAUAACGCACUUUGAUUAGAUUUCUUAAGUCUAAUGGAAAUCAUUUGUAAGUAAUUAAAUUUAUUUCUCCACAUAUUGCCUUCUGACUAGUUUUGCUGUAGCCCUUUCCCACUUCACCGAACAAAGACACUUCAUUGUCAUUGUCAAAAACACUUUUGUAUAUUAGGGAAUUGACACCCAAGAGUGUAGCUAUAAUUGAGUGGAUGGGUUCUAAGAACCCGGGGCCCCCCAGCUCCACCCCUAUUUUCUUCAUUAUCGCCCUCCCUCCGAGGGGCCACUGGGGAUAGGGGUGAACACAGACCCCCUCUCCCCUAGCUAUGCCCCUGUUGACACCUCCUACUGUUAAAAGUGUUUUGUGCAUUGUUUGAAGACUUUCUUUUUCGUUUUCUUACCCCUUGACCAAAGUGGUGUGCUUCCUUGCUGCUGCAAUCUGUUUUCACAUGACCCCCUACAUGUCGUAGCAUUGUGUGGGAAAUCCCACAAUGUUAUUCUAACUGGGCUUAUAACGCCAAAUGUUGGAGGAUCUUUAGGGAUGAAUUUUCAAAGCAAAAGGAUACCCCCACCCCCCAUGGGUCUUAUCCCUACUCAAUCGAUGACUACUAAUUGUUUCGAAAGGAAUCAUUUGAAUAAUAGAUAGAAAGUUUCAAUAAUCUUGUAUCAGGAUGAACUGCUAUAUGAAGUAAUAUGACUUUUCAUAAUGAAUGUGUUAUAUUAUUGUACCUUCAUACACUCCAAUUACUUUCCCAUCUGAAACAUGUUGAAAACUAUUCAGCUGCCACCACUGCAUGGACACUUUGUUGAUAUACAGUAAUGCAGCCAUUCUGGCCCUUUAAAAAUGUACUCCACCUGUUUUCAUCCUUUCCAGAAUUCACCAAAUACAGUCUCCUUUUGAUUAUUUCUUUGCAUUUGUCACUUUGUCUUAUUGAGCAUGAAUAAAACAAAAUGAAUGAGUAGAUACUAUUUUUGUGGUCAGCCAAGUAGCUGCCAGUAGAGAGAGUGUAUUUCUCCUGUUUUGGAAUGUUGCGAUAAAGUUGCAGUCACUGACAUGAAUAAAUACUCCUUUAUUGACAUUUUUAAAUAAGCACAAAUCCUAUUUGUAAAGACAAAAUUUAAUUUUAUUUAUUAUAGUAAUAAACUAUUUUAU